Olea europaea var. sylvestris is the source of this 1097-nucleotide messenger RNA. RefSeq names its product upstream activation factor subunit UAF30-like. The record is from RefSeq and is a predicted model, not a curated record. Gene Ontology annotation, cellular component: nucleus. NCBI's taxonomy places the organism in Eukaryota, Viridiplantae, Streptophyta, Magnoliopsida, Lamiales, Oleaceae. The coding region runs from base 461 to 763 and encodes 100 amino acids. The transcript has 4 exons.
UUUUGUCUUAUUGGAAUAUGAUGACGAUUGGCUAGUUUUUCCUAGGUAAAAGGGGGUACUCAGCCGUUUCUUUUUAAAAGUUUGAACCUAAAUGCUCUGCCUUGUAAAGGCUGGGACACAGGUUUAAUUUUCCCCUCAAUGGUAAGUUGCAGUUCACAAAUAGAGUUAUUCUUGGGACAGUGGCUUUAGCUCACAAAUAUACCAAAAAUCGCCAUAAAUUCUCGGUAGCUUUUGCUUUUAGUUGAAGGUGGGAUUCAUUAGCGUACUUUCAAAUUCUAUGUCUGCACUGAGUCGGCACUUUCCAGUAGUCCAGGUUUCAGGUUUGAGUUAGGAGAUUCUCUCAAGUUUAUUCACCGCAGUCAAGGUGUUUGAUUAAAUUACUCUCAGAAUUACGAUUCCGCCAUCUCACAUUUUGGAUUGCUCGAGUUUAUUUCAGCUACCAAAAAGAAGAUUGGGACAAAUGAUAUCACAGAAGAUGAAAAAGGCUGUCAUGGACAACCCUAAGAAACUUGCCAAUUUGAUUGACCUAGUGAAUCUCCCUUCAACACUAAGAGAGUUCAUGGGUCAGUCGCAGAGCUCUCGGUUGGGUUGUUUUAGGCGUGUUUGGUUAUAUAUCAAGGAAAACAAUCUCCAGGAUCUAAACAAUAAGAACAUUGUCAACUGUGAUGAAAAGUUGAAGCGCAUUUUGUUGGGCAAGUCUCAGGUCGAACUUGUUGAGCUUCCCAUGCUCAUCAAGCUGCAUUUUCCAAAGAAGCCAGAAUGAUAAUCAAAACUUCAUUAAGGACGUGUAUACUCAGCUGGGCCUUGUGAGCAAAAUAUUCCAAUUGUUUUGGAGGGCAAAUGUGUUGUUUAUGGAGUUUAACCGAUGACUGACAUGGGAUACUCCUACUUGAGGUUGUGCCAAUAUAUUUGGUGGUAGAAGUUUCUAGAAUUAUUCUUCAUUAUUUUUGGUCAUUUUACUUUUUGGGGGUUUUGGAGUUCAUCCCUGAUUGUAAGGAUUUAUGUUCCUGUUAUGGUUGUGUUUAAAGGUUUACCUGUUUAAUGUCUGAGCCAGGCAGAUAAAUAUAUGAGCAGAGCCAUUAAAAUAUUUACGUUCA